Drosophila santomea is the source of this 2093-nucleotide messenger RNA. It is a transcript of the gene Leash, whose product is annotated as arrestin domain-containing protein 17. The record is from RefSeq and is a predicted model, not a curated record. Gene Ontology annotation, biological process: protein transport. Gene Ontology annotation, cellular component: cytoplasm. The transcript has 3 exons. The coding region runs from base 451 to 2016 and encodes 521 amino acids. NCBI's taxonomy places the organism in Eukaryota, Metazoa, Arthropoda, Insecta, Diptera, Drosophilidae.
UGCAGCUACAACAAAAAAGCGUAACUCUCGGAUCUCGUAAAUUUAUAAGAAAUUUAAUUAUUCAACCCGCCAGCGGUCGACUGCAAUCGAAUUAAAUUAGCCCGGGGUGUGCGACUAACACAUGUGGGCCACUGCGAGUUGAUGGAUAUCGAGAUUCCCCAAGAAUUGGCCACAAUCACCGCGAAAAAGCUCAAAUUCUCCGCGCGGUGUGUGUAGUAAAAGCAAAUCGUAAAUCGUAAAUCGUACAGCGAAUGCGUGUGCGUGUGGUGGUGCUACUAUUCUGCAUAUACGUAUACUUUAGGGUGGUGCGGGCCGUGGUGCUGCAGUGCAUCCAUGUACGCUUCGAUGUGGCGGCAUUUUGAUGACGAAAUUAUUUUUGGAUAAGUGCUUGAUGAGAGUGGCCAUCAUCAGUGGAGUGGAGUCAUCACCAUCACCACCAUCGUCAGCAGAAUGGAAAGCGAGCGGCUGCGAAUCACGCUGGACAGCGCGGAUCGGGUUUACUUCGCAGGCGACGUAAUUCGCGGCGAGAUCUGGAUGAACGUGAACAAGCGCACCAAAAUACGCGCAAUCAAGGUGCAGGUCACUGGCAAGGGAAAAUGCAAGUGGAUGGAGAUCCUGCGCAAGAACUCGAACAACAACGAGUACUCCCGCAGCCUGUUCUACACGAGCAAGGAGGUGUACGAGCACAGCGAGACGCCUAUGCCGGAUUUCGAGCCGCGUGGCCUGGAACUCUCGCCCGGGGAGCACACGUUCAUCUUCGAAGUGGCGCUGGGUCGCCAGCUGCCAUCGAGUUUCAAGGGCAGCUAUGGCGCCAUCAAGUACAAGAUGCGCGUGCUCAUCCAGCGACCGUGGACCUUCGACGAGCGCCACACGAUUCCGUUCACCGUGGUGAAGAACAUGCCGCUGCAGCCAUCACAACGCAGUAUACCCAGUUCGCUGGAGAAGCAGGUGACCAAGACGAUCAGUUUGUUCGGCACCAGACCGAUCACCCUGCUGGCCCUUCUGCCGGAGGAUUUUGCGGUGCGCGGCGAACCGCUUAGGAUUUGCGCCACUGUGAUCAACAACAGCACCACCGCCGUGGAGAAACUGCGCUUCACCGUCCUGCAGUACGUGACCUACUACAGCCAUGUGCCACUGCGGGUGCAGAAGGUGGAGUGCAUCGCGGUGGCCACCAAGGAGACGGGCUCGGUGCAGAAGAAGACCGAGCGGAGCUUCGCCCACGAGCUUCUGCUACCCGAAGGAGCUCAGCCCACGGAUGAGCAGAUGAGCGGCGUCAUCACCAUUGUAUACGAGCUGCGUGUGGAGGCGGUGCUGCGGGGCUUCUUUAAGAACUUGAUCCUCAAUCUACCCUUCAAGGUGUACUCACAGGAUACGUCGAAUAGGCUGAGUUCACUGCGUCCGCCGCCACCUCCGCGGCCAAACGAUGGACCACCUGGUCCUGAUGCGGGCUCCGGCAAUCCGUUUGAGCCCGCCCUGCCGGUCUACCCCUCACUGGACUCGUCCAUUGGCUCGCCCUCGCACUCCUCGCAGUUCAGCGAGUGCAGCUCCAUCAACUCGAUAACCUCGGACUCCUCGGCGGCCACACUGAGUCCCGCCGUGGGCGGUGGAGCCAGUGGCAUGGAUAUGUCCUACACCUCGGGCUCCCAGUCGUCGCAGUACGGCAGUCCCUCGGCCAGGGCUAGCUUGCGCAGCUCCAACGUGCCCUACAUGCCCUACUCGUCCAGUCCGCUUAUGGUGCAGUCGUAUCCGCCACCCCACCUGCCCGCCUACCCGCUGCCGGAGUCGCCGCAGUACUCGCUCCUUGCCCUCACACCACCGCCGGCGGGAGUGGUCGCCGCACCGCCAGCAACAGCUGGUGGAGCAGCAGGCGGAGCACCGGGAUACAGCCAACUGCCAUCCACGUCGGCCUCAGCAUCGUUCCUGCAGCCUCGCCAGGCGCCUGGAGCCCAUGAGCUGCCACCUUCCUAUGAAGAGCUCUUCGGCCUGGCCAACGCUCCUCCGGGAACUCCAAAGUAGGGAGUGAUAGACAGUCCUGAACAGCCACCCAGUUACGUCCAAGCUUUGCCUAGACAUAGAGCUUCAGGUUUACUUUA